Ruditapes philippinarum (Manila clam) is the source of this 471-nucleotide messenger RNA. RefSeq lists its product as uncharacterized. The coding region runs from base 112 to 471 and encodes 119 amino acids. NCBI's taxonomy places the organism in Eukaryota, Metazoa, Mollusca, Bivalvia, Venerida, Veneridae. The transcript has 3 exons. The record is from RefSeq and is a predicted model, not a curated record.
UUAGUCUGUUCAUAAUUUUGCUUUCAGGAUGACUCUAAAGUGGCAGUGCUGAAGGCUUUAGAAUCAGAAACAGCUUACAGAAAAGGAAAGGACCAGAAGAUUAAGCCUUUGAUGCAAAUAAUUAAGCUUGAAGAUGAUGGGAAUUUUGGGAGACUUCUUUCUUCUGCACCAGAGUCGGCACCAAAGUUGGUUGCAAUUGAGAAAGAUGAACGAAUUGUGAACAUGGCUAUUGUUUGUGAUGGUACACAGAUUCUUCUAGAGACAGCUGAUUCAAAAGAGGCCAUAGCUGUGUUGAUUGGUUUGGUUUACCUUACAGACCUAGAUUAUCCAAAGGCAUAUUCACAGGUGCGUGGGUUCCCUCAGCAAACUGAACUUCAGCAGCAGUUUGAUGGGCAUAAGAGCUAUGGAUUUGUUCAAUAUGUAAAGACAGUGAACACGGAAAUAGAGAGGAAAGAAAAGAAGCCAGUGUGA